AUGGACAUGCUGAACUCAAACACGAAAGUAGAGUGGAAUAAGAUGGUUAUGGAUUUAGAAGAUGCAAGCAUACCUGAUGAGCAAGAAAGAAGUGCUGGACAAGAGAAUUUGAACCUCAGAAUAAUAGAGCUGGAAAAAUUGGAGCAAACACUGAAACAUACUUUAGAGGACUACAUCGAGUCAGAUUCUGUGCUAAGAAAUAGGAUGAAAGAGCUGGAGCUGUCACACAAAACACUUCUUGUAAUGAUUGAUCAACUAAACAUGAAAGUGCACCAUUUUGAAAAUGCAAAUAUGCGUGUUAAAGGGAAACUGAGAGAAGUUUGGGAGGAGCUGCUGAGCUUGGUUGAAAACCAAGAGAAGUCAGAGAAGAAACAAAAGGAGAAAUUACAUUGGCUUCAGGAGCAGCUGAAGACAAAAGAAAAUGAAGUAAAAAGCCAAUCUGUGUAUUUUGAGCACUACAAACAAAGGCAGAAGCAACAGACAGCAGUGCUGAGAAAAAGGGAAUGUUACCUUCGGGGUGAGGUGUUUAGACUGGAAAAGCAAGUGCUAGAUCUCAGUGCCCAUAUUGCUCUUUUGACAUCUGAGUUAGGAGAAGGAAUGGCACAGUGUCUCCAUAAGAAGCUGGAAUCAGCAUCCAAAGGCACACAGAGCUAUAAGCCUUCUAAUAUGCAACUCACAGAAUUGAAAAACUCUAUUGGAAAUGUGGAGCAUGACAUGAAAAGCCACUUUGAGUCAUUUCAGAAAAAUCUGAAGUUCUUAAGGGAUAAAGAGGAGGACAACAGAAGAGAAAGAGCAGACCUGCUGACUCAGCUCCAGUGCUCCCAGGACACUGAAGACUUUCUCAGGAGAAAAUUGGAAGAAUCUUGUCAUCAUGUUUAUAAUCUGAAACUAUCUGAAAUCAAACUACAGGAACAAGUGAACAAGCUUUUGGAUGAAAACAAGUCUUUAAAAUAUCAAGCUAGGGUGAGGUUAAAAAAGAAAGAAGAAAAGGGCUUGCAGCUUACAAGAACAGAAAGUACAGACAACAGUGCUGACCUGAGCAGAGACCUACACCAGCAAGAUGUUCAAAACCAGAAAAGGGGAGCAAUCUCAGAUCAACAGAGAAGCAGAGCUGCUCAAACUCCAGUUGUGCUGCUGCAUGCCAUGGAGUAUGAAACACCGGGAUACAGCUGUGAUGGGCCUGAACAGAAAAAAGGGCUACAAGAAAAACUGCUGCCAGUUUUGGAGCACAAUUCCAACACAUUUGCAAAUGCUGCUGAAGAAGUCGGUUUAGCUGAGAUCAAACUGGUCACCGUAGGAACAAAAAGUACAGGUGCUUCAGAAGACAGUUUCACUUUGUUUAGUUGUACCCCAAGCUAUCCUACAGCAAGACUGCUUCCACCUUGCUCUGAAAAAGUAACUAAUGGUGAAACAAGCAAAGGAAACAAAGAUGAAGAAUACUUCUCUUUCUUGAAAGAACAAGCUGUAUAUCUACCAGCAAAAAUGUUCCCUGUUUCUGUGGUUGAAGAUUUGAUGAGAAACAAACCUAACAUUAUCUUGUUAAAACCAGAAAGCCACGAGGUAGAGGCUGUCACAACAGUGAAGAAAGUGAGGAGUUUGGAUUUCAGUGGGGCAAAUACCAGUCUUUGCUUGGAUGGUCUGUGUGUUCUUACAGAAGAUUUUUCUGAUAAAGCUCCUACAGCUCUUUGCAGAAAAAUACCAUGCUCUGUGGCUGAAAAUUUUGCAUCCUCUCUUCAAAAAUACAGAGUGGAAAAACAUCAGCAAAAGAAAUUAAUCCUACCAAAAAGUGUAAGUAAGAAUAAAAGUUCAGAUAAAAGUGUUCAUGAUAGAAAAUAUCACCAAAAAAUCUUUAGAUCGAGAAUUAAAGGAGAAGAAAUACAGACUGAGGAAUCCCAAAUACAACAGGUAACCUCUAUUUUUGGGGAAAAUUCUAGUGUUUUAAAUAAGAGUAGUUUGAUAAAGCCUGAGAAUCAAGGAAUUGAAGCCAAAGACAAACAAGAUAAUCCACAAGGUUUCCACAAAAUAUCUGUUGAUGUGAAAGACUUUCAGAUGCGCUUCAGAGAGAGUCCUGAACAAGUGGAGAAACAUGGAAGACUCUCAGAAAUCUGCAUAUCUGAUGUGAUGAGGGUGUGCAAAGAUGGAGACAUGAUGAAAAUGGGAGAGGAAGAGAAGAAACCUCAGAAAACAAUUCACCAAAUAAACCCUUCAAGAAAUAUUGGACUGGGAGAAAAAAAAGUCCAGUCCCUGAAACUACAUGAAUCAAAUGAGAAGAAUUUCUCAUGUCAGGAAAUUGCUGCUGAAAAGAUGCAAUGUGCAUACUCUCAGAAAUGUUCUUGGUCAGAGAAAGAGGGUUAUCCACUAAACAUAUUGUCUCCUAUGCAGAAGAGGUCCGUGUGCUUAAGCAAACAGUUCUUGCCAGAGAACAAUUUUUCUGGGUAUUUCUGUCACCUGUCACCACCAGCAGCGGUUCAUGAGUGUAAUAUGAAAACAUAUGUAUUGGAAAAAUUAGUGGCGAUGUGUUCACAGAGGAUAUUUCUACUGAUGCAAGAGAAUGAAAAUUACUUUAAAAAGGCCUGUGUAUUACAAGAGGAGAAUGAGAGAUGUGUUCAGAAGAUGUGUGCACUGGAAGAGGACAUGGAUGCAUAUUUUCAGUACGCUUUAGAAGUUGAUGAUGAUAACAGUGUUUCUUUUCAAAAUUUACUUGAUGAGAAUGAAAUUGUUGGUAAAUGUUAUAACGUGUCAGAAAGAAAUACCAAGAGUCCAGGAAUAAUUCUUGCUAAAACCAUCUCUAAGAAUCUCUCUUGCAUUGAUGAGAAAAGUAGGAAUUUGGGGAAAGACUCAUUAACAACUGAAUUAAAUAAACUUCCCGAGAGUGUUUUACCUCUAGAUGGAAAGAAAAUUAGAUAUUUUCAGCUACUUUCUGACCUGAAAGAAGAAAGAAGAAGAUGCUUCAAAGAAAUAGCUAAACUAUUACAAGACAAGGAAAACUAUAUAGCAAAAUAUGAAGAAUUAACACAAGAGAGAGAGGGAAACUUAAAAAGAAUAUCUCUUUUAGAAGUUGAAAAAGAAAAUUUAUUGGGAAGUUUGGCAGAAAUAAAAUGUGAACAAGAUAAAUACCGGGCCUUGGUCUCAGAACUUCAGGAGUGCAAAACUAGCUGUUAUCAGACUAUUUCUGACUUACAGGAGGAAAAAUGUGUCCUGAAAAGAGCUAUUGACCAAAUUAAAAAAGAAAAUGCAGAACAACUUGGUGAAUUUCAGAAAGCAAAUGCUGACUUCAUUUUAGAAAAUAACAAAUUGAAAGAAUUGAUGUAUUCUUUGGGUUUCACCUACGAAGAUCUGAGGAAAGAAAAAGGUUUGGGAACAAAGGAAAAGAUAGUAAAAAUAAAAGAAGAAAAUAAAACUCAACAGUAUGGUGCUAAGCCAAGGAAAGUUGAAACUGUGUGUGGUAUAACUCAAACUGAAGAAGAAGGAAGAGACAUGACCAGCUAUUUCCACAGCAAAGAGGGCAGGAGGUCUGAAAGCUACAGUUCGAUGAAGGAGCAAGUGGAAAGGACAAAAGAGGAAUUAAAAACACAGCAAAAAGAAUUAGAAAAAUCAAAAAAAGAGAACCAGAUCUUUCAGCUAAGUGAUGAAUUGCAUAGUUAUUUGGUUUUGGCCCGAAUUUCGGGUGAAGCUGCAUUCCUUCAGCACGUUUCAACAGAAACUGAGGGCUUAAUAAAGGCACUCCAAACAAAAUAUCCGCUGUAG
This is a messenger RNA of Phasianus colchicus (ring-necked pheasant), 3747 nucleotides long. RefSeq names its product chromosome 4 C4orf50 homolog (gene C4H4orf50). Lineage: Eukaryota; Metazoa; Chordata; Aves; Galliformes; Phasianidae. The record is from RefSeq and is a predicted model, not a curated record.